UCCACACCGAAGAACAGCGAGGCACUGGGGCAGGAGCCGUGGGGAUCGCAGUGGCCCCUCCGUGGCAGACGAGAUGAAGCAGUUCUUCUUCCUCCUUGGACUCAUCGGCAGCUCCUUGCAGAUUGAAGACAACAAGAUCCCUGGGCUGUGCUCAGGGCAGCCGGGCAUCCCAGGGACCCCAGGCCUGCAUGGGGGCCAGGGCCUGCCAGGCAGAGAUGGACGAGAUGGCCGGGAUGGGGCUAUGGGAAUGCCAGGGGAGAAGGGCGAGAUGGGCCCACCUGGACCCCCCGGUCCCCGUGGGGAGGUGGGCAGCCCCGGCAUGGACGGAGCACACGGUGAGAAGGGUGCUCAGGGAGCCUGUGCGGUCGCCCCCCGCUCAGCCUUCAGCGCCAAACGCUCCGAGUCCCGCAGCCCCCCGCUGCCCGACCAGCCCAUCCGCUUCGACGUGGUGCUCAUCAACGAGCAGGGCCACUAUGACCCCACCACGGGCAAGUUCACCUGUGAGGUGCCCGGCCUCUACUACUUCGCCGUCCACGCCACGGUCUACCGCGCCAGCCUCCAGUUUGACAUCAUGAAGAACGGGCAGUCCGUCGCCUCCUUCUUCCAGUACUACGGGAACUGGCCCAAGCCCACCUCGCUCUCGGGGGGGGCUCUGGUCCGCCUAGAGCCCGAGGACGAGGUGUGGGUGCAGGUGGGCGUAGGGGACUACAUCGGCUUCUACGCCAGCGUCAAGACGGACAGCACCUUCACCGGCUUCCUCGUCUACUCCUACUGGCAUAACUCCGCCGUCUUCGCCUGAGCCUGCCCUCGGUGCAGCCGGGGAUGGAGCACAUGCCCCUUCCCUGACACUGUCCCCUCCCCGGGGGGCCAAACAGUGCCGGGGUUGGGCUGUGUGGGAGCCAGGACCCCAGGACCCCCACUUUGCUCCGCUGCCCACGGUGCAGGGCAGGAAUGGGGCCCCCUCUGCCGCCCCGGGGGCGGUGGGCAGCACCCCGUCAGCUGCGCUGUAGAAGAGCUGAGUAUUAUCUCGGGCACACCCGUUUGGUGGGCAAGGCGGCCACCCCGGCCCCUUCCCUCCCUCCGUCACCCUCAAUAAAGGGCUCUCA
Molecule: messenger RNA, 1106 nt
Organism: Calypte anna (Anna's hummingbird)
Lineage: Eukaryota; Metazoa; Chordata; Aves; Apodiformes; Trochilidae
Gene: C1QTNF5
Product: C1q and TNF related 5
Exons: 3
Coding region: 74-799 (241 amino acids)
Molecular function (GO): protein binding
Source: RefSeq, a predicted model, not a curated record